UAAGUCAAAAGAGAAAGUGAAACUGUUUCAAACUCAAACGUCAUUUAGAAGACGGAGGACAAAGAGGAUGCAGCAAAAAUGAAUUAAAUUGGAUAAAAGAACUGACUUGGCUGGUUUGGGAUUGAACCCACAUGGUCUAAACUGGUCAGAUGUGUUCCAGUCUCCUGAGAUAGGGGGCGAUGUUUAUAAAAUGAGUCUUUCAGAGGAGCCAGACACCAAAGGAGGAACCCUCAGCACUGAGAGGAAGAGGGUCCAGGUAGAAAGAGCAGGGUCACCUGUACCCAGCUGUCUGUCUAUGAAGAGUGAUCGUUCAAUGGAUCAUCCAUUCAAAUUCAGAGGAGAGGUCACAGGUGAUCAAAGGGUCCAGGUAGAAAGAGCAGGGUCACCUGUACCCAGCUGUCUGUCUAUGAAGAGUGAUCGUUCAAUGGAUCAUCCAUUCAAAUUCAGAGGAGAGGUCACAGGUGAUCAAAGGGUCCAGGUAGAAAGAGCAGGGUCACCUGUACCCAGCUGUCUGUCUAUGAAGAGUGAUCGUUCAAUGGAUCAUCCAUUCAAAUUCAGAGGAGAGGUCACAGGUGAUCAAAGGAUAUUGCAGUCUCUCCAGCCCUGCUCUUUAGAAGAGACGAGUUCAGAGAAAUUAUCUUUUACAAGACAGUCUCUCCUGCGCACUUUAAUGAAGCUGAAGAAGGAUGAUAAGUUGAAACAGUUUCAGAACCAUUUGAGUCAGGAUUGUCCAGAAUGCUUAAAGAGUCUGCCUGAAGAUCCUUCUGUACUGGUUAAGUUUAUGAAGAUGAAGGAAUUGUUCAAAAGUCAUCGAAUUGAAGGUUACCCAGAAUGCAUUGAGAGCAAGCAGAAGGAUCCUGAGGCCCGGUACAUAGUUGAGAAGUUGCUGGAGACCUGUGGCAGUGAGAGGUCUCUGAAGAUCACACUCCACAUCCUGAGGAACAUGAAGCAGAAGGAUCUCACUGACUCACUGGAGAGAGAUGAGCAGCGCAAUGAAUCCAUAAAAAUAGCCCAGAAGGCACUUAAAGCUUGUCUAAAGAGGAAGUUUGAAUGCAUAUUUGAAGGUUUAGCAAAGCAGAGCAACCCAACCCUCCUCAAUGAGAUCUAUACAGAGCUCUACAUCACAGAGGGGGGAAGUGGGGGGGUCAAUAAUGAACACGAGGUCAGACAGAUUGAGACAGCAUCCAAGAGACAAAACACACAGGAGACUGCAAUCCUCUGCAAUGACAUCUUUAAGCCUUUACCUGGACAAAAGAAACCCAUCAGAACUGUGCUUACAAAGGGCAUCGCUGGCAUUGGGAAAACUGUCUCUGUGCAGAAGUUCAUUCUGGACUGGGCAGAAGGAAAAGCCAAUCAGGACGUUGAUUUCAUCUUCACUCUUCCUUUCCGAGAUCUGAAUUUGAAGAAGGAAAGAGCAUUCAGUCUGAUGCAACUUCUGCAGCACUACUUUUCACAACUGAAAGAGAGCCAAAGUGUUGAAGGUGAUGAGGUCAAAGUGGUGUUUAUCUUUGAUGGUCUGGAUGAGUUUCGACUUCCUCUAGAUUUCCAAGGUAAUGAGAUCUGCUGUGAUAUAACAGAAUCAUCAUCAGUGGAUGUGCUGCUGACCAACCUCAUUAAGGGGAAUUUGCUUCCCUCUGCUCUCCUCUGGAUCACCUCCCGACCAGCAGCAGCCAAUCAGAUCCCUCCUGAGUGUGUCCACCGAGUGACAGAGGUACGCGGGUUCAAUGACCCACAGAAGGAGGGGUACUUCAGGAAGAGAAUCAGAGAUCAGAACCAGGCCAGCAGAAUUAUCUCACACAUAAAGUCAUCCAGGAGUCUCUACAUCAUGUGUCACAUACCUGUCUUCUGCUGGAUUUCUGCUACUGUUCUGGGGACAAUGUUGGGUGAAACAGAGAGUGGAGAUCUGCCCAAAACUCUGACUGAAAUGUACACACACUUCCUGCUCAUUCAGACUGAUGUGAAGAAUCAGAAGUAUCAUGGCACUGAUGAGACAGACUCAAAGAAGAUGUCAGCAUCAGAUACAGAAAUCAUCCUGAAACUUGGGCAGCUGGCUUUUCUACAGCUGGAAAAGGGCAAUCUGAUAUUCUAUGAAGAGGACCUGAGAGAGAGUGGCAUUGAUGUCAGUGAAGCUUCAGUGUACUCUGGGGUGUGCACAGAGAUCUUUAAAGAGGAGUGUGGGUUGUAUCAGGAGAAGGUCUACUGCUUUGUGCAUCUGAGCAUUCAGGAGUAUCUGACUGCCUUGUUUGUGUUUCAUUCAUGUGUAAAUGGGAACAGAAAUGUACUCAGAGCAGAAGAAUCAAAAUCUCACAGUGGCAGAGUGCAGCUGUCUGAGUUACACAGGACUGCAGUGGAUCAGGCCUCAAAGAGUAAGAAUGGACACCUGGACCUUUUCCUCAGAUUCCUUCUUGGCCUCUCUCUGGAGUCCAUUCAGAAGCUCUUAGGGGGACUACUGACACAGACAGGACGCAGAUCACCUGUACCAGACCUACAGACACAGACAGAAAGCAGAUCACAGAGCAUUGAGGAAACAGUCCAGUACAUUAAAGAGAGGAUCAGAGAGGAAUCUUCAGCAGAGAGGACCAUCAAUCUGUUCCACUGUCUCAGUGAACUGAAUGACAACUCCCUAGUGGAGGAAAUCCAGAAUUCCCUGAGAUCAGGAAAACUUUCUGAUAAAAAGCUGGAACCAGACCAGUGUUCAGCUCUGGCCUUUGUGUUACUGAUGUCAGAGGAGAUCCUGGAUGAGUUUGACUCGAAGGACUACAACACAUCAGCAGCAGGUCAUCAGAGACUGGUACCAGUAGUCAGGAACUGCAGGAAGGCCACAGUGAACAACUGUAACAUCACAGAGGAGUCCUGCGAUAUUGUGGCCUCAGCUCUCCAGUCAUCGAACUCACCCCUGAGAGAUCUGGACCUCAGCGACAAUAACCUGGGAGAUUCAGGAGUGAAGCUGCUCUGUGCUGGACUGAUGAGUCCAAACUGUAAACUAGAGAGACUGGACCUCAGCUGCAAUAACCUGGGAGAUUCAGGAGUGAAGCUGCUCUGUGCUGGACUGAUGAGUCCAAACUGUAAACUACAGAAACUGGGGUGAGUAGUGUGUACUGUGUUACCUUAACUGUUGUGGCUGUGUAAGGGUUUGAAUUUUGUCACAGGGAAGAAAACAAAUUUCCUGAUUUCAUUCAUUUUCAAAACCUGUAACCUGAAUGUUUGUGUGAAUACAAUUUAGCAUAUAUGCGUAUUGACUGGGGUGUGCUCAUAUGAAAUUAUCGCUAGACACUGCACCCUGGAGAGAGAGACACUCUACUGCUGCCAUCUAAGUGUUCUCUGACACUUAAACCUCAGUCAGCGUACAAGUGAGCAAUUCAUGACCUCUGUAUUAUUUUAUCCAUCUGGACACCGACUCUAGCAGCUAUCCCAGAUGAGCUGCACAUCCUGCUAGUGAAAUUAACAAAUAUGCCCAGUGAGUAACACAGUAAGGGUGUUGCCCCAAAACUUUAUUAACGAGGCCAAUGCAGUGAUUGGUUCUUACAGAGAUGCACACUUCAGUCAGCGUAUAAGUGAGCCAUGUAGUUUGGUGCAGUGUUAGAGAAAACAGUUUAUGACAAAAUAUGAAAGUUGCCAAUAACCAGGAAUAGACAGCUUUAACAAUGUUAAGAGGCAAUCAUUUGGAUCGAUUUUCCACAAAGAUUAUACAGUUGCAAAAGCAAUAGUUUAAAUGUUUAAU
Messenger RNA from Anguilla anguilla (European eel), 3721 nucleotides. Its product is annotated as NACHT, LRR and PYD domains-containing protein 12-like. The transcript is spliced from 9 exons. Lineage: Eukaryota; Metazoa; Chordata; Actinopteri; Anguilliformes; Anguillidae. Gene Ontology annotation, molecular function: protein binding. The record is from RefSeq and is a predicted model, not a curated record. Bases 191 to 3088 code for a protein of 965 amino acids.